Messenger RNA from Pungitius pungitius (ninespine stickleback), 2326 nucleotides. RefSeq names its product glucose-6-phosphate 1-dehydrogenase-like. Gene Ontology annotation, biological process: pentose-phosphate shunt, oxidative branch; glucose metabolic process. Gene Ontology annotation, cellular component: cytosol. NCBI's taxonomy places the organism in Eukaryota, Metazoa, Chordata, Actinopteri, Perciformes, Gasterosteidae. The record is from RefSeq and is a predicted model, not a curated record. The coding region runs from base 14 to 1558 and encodes 514 amino acids. Gene Ontology annotation, molecular function: glucose-6-phosphate dehydrogenase activity; NADP binding. The transcript has 12 exons.
GACGGGCCAAAACAUGAGCUCUGAGCCUGUGACUCGUUCUGAGGUUUUUGGACAGCUCAGGAGGGAUCUCUAUGGAGGGGAGCAGGCCAGUCAUUCCAGCACGCACAUAUUCAUCAUCCUGGGAGCCUCUGGGGAUCUUGCUACAAAGAAGAUCUAUCCAACUUUAUGGUGGUUGUUCAGAAAUGGCCUGCUCCCACAUGACACAUACGUUGUUGGUUUUGCCCGUUCUAAACUGACUGUGGAGGACAUCAAGGCGGCAUGUCUUCCUCAUAUGAAGGUCGCCGAUGAGGACGUCGAAUGUCUCUCGGCAUUUUUCAGUAAGAGCUCCUACCUGAGCGGCAAAUAUGACGAUGACACCUCUUUCGCCCGACUUGACGCCCAUCUGUCGUCGCUGCCUGGGGGAGCUGACGCCAACAGACUCUUCUACCUGGCCCUGCCAGCCACCGUCUACCAGCAUGUCAGCACAAACAUCAGAACCUACUGCAUGAGUCGCAGAGGCUGGAGCAGGGUAAUUGUUGAGAAGCCCUUUGGACGAGAUCUGCAGAGCUCAGAGGAGCUGUCGGCCCACCUGUCCUCCCUGUUCACAGAGGACCAGAUCUACCGCAUAGACCACUACCUGGGCAAGGAGAUGGUGCAGAACCUCAUGGUUCUCAGGUUUGCAAAUCGUAUUUUCGGACCAAUAUGGAACAGGAACAGUGUGGCCUGCGUGGUCCUCACUUUCAAAGAGCAUUUUGGAACUCAGGGCCGUGGAGGAUACUUUGAUGACUUUGGUAUUAUUCGCGAUGUCAUGCAGAAUCAUCUCCUCCAGAUACUCUGUUUGGUCGCCAUGGAGAAACCGGCUUCCACCAGCCCGGAUGAUGUGAGGGAUGAGAAGGUGAAGGUGCUGAAGUGUGUAGCUCCAGUUGCUGGGACAGAUGUGGUGCUCGGUCAGUAUUUGGGGGACCCUGAGGGCGAAGGCUACUCCAAGCUGGGUUACCAUGACAACCCAACCGUUCCAGAAGGCUCCUGCACGCCGACCUUUGCCACGGCUGUGCUUUAUGUCCAGAAUGAAAGAUGGGACGGCGUACCUUUCAUUCUCCGCUGCGGCAAAGCUUUGAAUGAACGGAAGGCAGAAGUGCGUCUGCAGUUCACCGACGUGCCGGGAGACAUCUUUGGGGACCGCUGUCAGAGGAAUGAGCUGGUGGUGCGUGUGCAGCCGGACGAAGCCAUUUACCUCAAGAUGAUGACCAAAAGGCCCGGAGUUUACUUCAGCCCAGAGGAGACUGAGCUAGACCUCACCUAUAGGAGCAGAUACGAGAACGUGAAGCUCCCAGACGCUUACGAGAGGCUGAUACUAGAUGUUUUCUGCGGAAACCAGAUGCACUUUGUUCGCAGUGAUGAGCUGCGGGAGGCCUGGAGGAUCUUCACCCCCCUCCUCCACCAAAUAGAGGGGGAGAGGACGCAACCAAUCCCGUAUACAUACGGAAGUCGUGGUCCGGACGAAGCAGAUGACCUUAUGAAGAGGGUGGGAUUUCGCUAUGAGGGAACAUACAAGUGGGUGAAGCCCCACCCAACAUGAAUUAACACACGCCACCACACAACAGACACUGCAAUCUUUCACUGCUGUAAUCUUUUUGACUGUUUCUCCCCAUUCACACAAAUGUUAAUUUGGAAAUAACAAUUACUGUACAUUUAAAAAAUCAAAUCUUUUGCUAGAACUUACUUACUUAACCAUAUGACUACUUUUUAACAUGAUUUAAACAUAGAUAACGUAUAUUUGAUGUUAAAAAAACAAACAUAAGGAAGAUCAAUAUUUACACAUUUCAUUGUUGAGAAUAUGAACCUGGUCUCUGCUAUCAGCAGGCCCGUGUUUACAGCCAUAAACACCACAUAAGAUUUAUACCAGGACGUCUUGUUGGUGUCUGGUUGGUAACAACAGAUGACAUAAAAGUUUACCUAAAAUGUCCUGCUUCAGGUGAGAAGGAUUUUCAUGUAGGUGCUUUGGACUCAAUUUAAAUUUAAUUCAUAACAUUGGUGCAUGAAUUGUGAUUGGAUUUACUUUUAAAUUGGUGUUUUUUCAACUGCUUGCAGCAGACGGAUGCUAUUUUUGUGAGCCAUGUCUGUCUGUCAGGUACUUGGUCCAGCUGGCGGCCUUCUAACUGCAAACACACAUAGCUUUGACAAAUAAUAGACCGUUCGCUCAUCCUGCCAGUUCUCUGAGGGCCGUGGGAAGCGCAGUAAAGACAUCUGUUAUACAACUUCUCCUCCGGAGACUUUUUUAUUUGUUCCCUUAUGUGUUAUUUGAUUUGCACUGUACUUUUUAUGUAUACCAUGGAAUGUUAUGAUC